AUGAGGUCUAGGUUACUUUCUGUGGUCUCUGGCUCAUCGCCAUUGGAGACAUUUGUUCAACUUAGCUCUGCUGCUAUCAUAAUUUUUGAACACUCUUUCUACAUUUUCGACAAACGGCGCCAUCUUCAGGACCAGCAGAACUCUGUUUCCUCUCAUAUUGAGGCUCUCGAGCGGCACAUGGCGUCUCCACAUGCCGCUUCUGUCAGGGAAGCUGUGAGCGCUGCCGUCCAUAAAUAUCAAGAGGCUGUGAGCACUGUCGAAAAAACAUCGUCUACUUGGAAGGGCAAGCUACCUUUUGAGCGCUCUCGGAGGAAGGCAGAACUUUUAUCGCCUGCCAAGACCUUAAUGGUGAGCAACACAUUACCACGUCGAUGA
Suillus clintonianus is the source of this 375-nucleotide messenger RNA. RefSeq lists its product as uncharacterized. The coding region runs from base 1 to 375 and encodes 124 amino acids. NCBI's taxonomy places the organism in Eukaryota, Fungi, Basidiomycota, Agaricomycetes, Boletales, Suillaceae. The transcript has 5 exons. The record is from RefSeq and is a predicted model, not a curated record.